UUACAGGCUUUUUAUCUAUUGUAUAUAAGAACUCGCGAUGAGGUUAUGACAUGAUGUCAAAAUUUGAUGCCGUGACACAUAAUGAAUUACUUGUGGCGAUUCAACGCUAUCUCUCUCAAGGCCCAUGUCAGGAAGCAGCAAAAACGUUGAAGAACGAAAUAGAAAAAAUCAGUUACUGCCUGUACGAUAUGAUUAUAAAGGCGAAGCUCAUCAACGUUCUUUCGAAGAUUUCGAAAGAUCCGUUGUGCCGUUAAAUAUUUCACUGGUUUCCUUAAUCGAGCGUCUUGGUUCUCUAAUCGCCCUUGCAGUUCCGAUUCCCUUACGAAAUCUACCUCUAAGGAUAUAUAUGAAUAAAUCAUAUGCUUUAGACCGGAAAUCAGGGGAUUUGAUAAGGAAGCCAACAUUACGGGUUGCCUUAGGACGUUCGAAUAUCAGUGUGCUAAAAAAACUGAAUCCAAUACGAUCACGGAUUGCACGUGAACUGGGUAGAUCAAUAACACCGAAAUAUCUGUUGCACAAGAGUUCAAUAAAUAACUUCGAAUUACAUUAUCGCAUUCUUGGUCAUCUGUCAUCGGUUUUUUGCGUUGCGUUCGAUAAAUCUGGCUCUUAUGUCAUUACGGGUGCUGAUGACAAUCUUGUUAAAAUAUGGAAUGUACGAACAGGUUUGUUGCGUUUCACGUUGCGAGGACAUUCAGCUGAAAUUUCAGAUAUGUCAGUCUCAGAGGAUAACACGUUGUUAGGUACUGGUUCCGUGGAUAAAACAAUAAGAGUUUGGUGCUUGCAAACAGCUGCACCCUUGGCUUUUUAUCGCAGCCAUUCGGCAAUGGUGACGCUGAUUGCUUUCCUACCAUUUGUCGAUGGUAUAACACGUUAUUUGGUUUCGGCUGGUGGUGAUUGUCUUGUGAAUUUUUAUCGCUACAACUCUUUGGAUCAUGAAUUUGAAGAAGUGCCGACACGAUUCUAUGAACGUACAUCAUCAGGUGCUCGUAUUGUGAGUUCAUGUCAUAGCCCCGGUGGUAGCUUGGUAAUUUUUGGGGAUACACACCACAAUCUCAGGAUUUAUAAGAUCACUCGUGACAGUGUUAUUAAAGUUAGCGAUAUUGAAGCACAUACAGAUCGAGUUGACAGUUUGGUAUGGGCACACAGCGGAUUACGUUUUGCUAGUGGUAGUCGAGAUGGUGUUGCUAAAAUAUGGAAAUUUGAAUUUAAUGAUUGGAUUCCACUUGUCUUGCAUCCUAAACUAAGAGAUGAAAAGGUUUCAAAUUCGCGUAACACAUACAAGGUAACAAUGUUAUGUUGGUCAUUGAGAGAUGAUUUUAUUGUUACCGCUGGCUCCGACUUCGUUUUACGGGUGUGGUCCUCAGUAUCCGGCAGUGAAUUACGUCAACUGAUAGGACACAAGGAGGAUGCUUACGUUCUGCAUUCACAUCCUAUAUUUGAGGAUUACGUUCUGAGCGGUGGUCAUGAUGGCUUCCUGAUGGUUUGGAAUGUUUAUACCGGCACUUUGGUUAAACGGCAUCAGAAUCUCAUCGAAGGAUCUGGGUAUGGAGCUGUUUUCGACUUUGCAAUUUCGCCUGAUGGUACUUUGGUUGGAGCUGUCGAUUCGCAUGGACAUCUUUCCAUACUCGGUGUUGGAACAAAUCAAAUGGCUAAGACCACCCCAAAAGAACAGUUUUUCCAUACUGAUUAUAUGCCACUUAUACUGGAUGAGAAUAAUUACUUCGUGGAUGAAGAAACGGAAAUUGCACCUCAUCUUAUGGGUCCACCAAGACUGGUUGAUGCAGAUGGCGUUGACUACGACGAUGAUAUACAGGCAGUAGUACCUGGACGUGAUCUAUUGCUGCGCGAUGAUAGCUUGAUUCCGCAAAAUCCGCCAUGGUUAUCGCGUCAAAUGGUUUGUAUGUUGCCGAAAUCAACAGUUGAGAUAAAAAAUAUGUAUUUGACUGAAUUAAGGGAACAAGAAGAGGAUAUAAUGUUACGUGAAACGAACCGAACGCGCCCGCGUGCUAUUUCAGUCAUUGAACGAAAAAUUAAUGUGAUAAAUACAGUUUCCCGAAGAAGGCGAGCGGGAGUUCGUUGGUCAGAAUGUUUUCCGCAGCGACAGCGAAGACUUCGAAAUCAGCAACUAGCGGAUGAGACCGAAAUUGAUGAUGAUGUAACAGAAGCAUCCACUGCCGAUUCAUCAUUCAUCUCUACUUCGGCAACUGAUGACGAAAUUUCAAGUGAAAAUACUGCGACUUCUGAUGAUUCCAGCGAUAGUGACUACGUCAUUAACACCCGGAGAAGUGCUAGCCGGCGCCGAAGAAGAAUCGAAGUAGAGCAGGACGGUGGUAUUGUUACUUCAGAUACUACGUCACCUAUUAGAACUUCAACACGAAGGAGACGUCGACGAAUUAUAUUAUCGGAUGAAGCCGAAGAUGCGCCGUCAGCUGAUGAUAAUACAAUUGAUAAAAAAUGUGAACCAUCCUCUUCAGCUUCAAAAUUGUAUUAUAUGGAUACCGAACCGGGACCAUCAAAUGUCAGAUCGUCGCUUUCUGCAACUGCAGUUUUACAUUCAUCGGUUGAUAGUAUGUCGGGUAUUUCUACACCACAUUCACCCUCUGAACAAGACGCAUCGCCUGCCUCUUUAGAUAAUUAUGACGCUGACGCAGAUUUCCCACGAUGGAUGCGUCUAACACAACCGCUUCGCUUUCCGUAUGUUGCACAAAUCGGAGAUGAAGUGGUUUACUUCAGGCAAGGACACGAAUUUUACUUGCAUGCCGUAGAAACAAGAGGUUUGUAUCACGUUACUCAUAGGCUGAAACCGUUGGCUCAACUAAAUGCCGAAGAAUUUUGCAUCGUUGAGGAGAUUAGAUAUCUGAGAAAACCAUAUAGGCUAACAGCAGUGAAGCUCGCGCAGACAAAUGCAGCCGGUGUACGGACUGGACUUAUAUUCUCAGUGAAAUUUCAUGAUAUGGAAAAUGUGCCCGACUUCAUUAUAUUACGACAUCUUUACGAUGAAUCAGUGGCACGUCGUUAUCAGCCUGGCACACGAAUUGAAAUUAUUUUGGACAAUCAUUGGUGGACUGGUACCAUUGAUAAGAAAGAGGUACAUGAUGAAGAAAAUUAUCCAAGAUCGAAUUGGUAUUGUCUUACAGUUAGAUGGGAUACUGGAGAAGAUGAAAAGAUGAGUCCGUGGGAUGUACAACCUCAGCAACCAAAUCGACGUUCGGGCAUUGCAAGCGAAGAAGACCAAGUAUUAUUUUCCCAAUACCCAGUCAAUGAAAGUGAUUGGAUGGGCGCAGUAGAAGGUAUCAGUGCAUGUUCGGAACGUUUCAUCGAUGCUGUGAGAAGCAUGGAAGAUGAUCUUCAUGUAAAACCAUUCGCAGCACCUGUCAACUUGGCUGAAUAUCCGGAUUACUUGUGGGACGUAGAUUAUCCAAUUGAUUUGAGUACGAUUGUCGAACGGGUCAAAAAUCGAUUCUACAGAAGAUUGGCGAGUUUACAGCAGGAUAUUCGCUAUAUUGCAAUAAAUGCACGCCUUUUUAAUCAACCAAACAGUGAAAUUGUACGAAAUUCAAGAGUUUUGGUAGAAACACUCAUUCGUUAUCUCAACGAUGCUCAGUACACGGAUGCGAUGCAACUAUUUCGUGUUUUGAAAGCUGGACAAGAUAGUGAAUUAAAAGAAUACAAUAAUUUGAAGCAGUGCACCAAAGCUGCAGUUGAAGAAAUGAAGGAAGAGCCAUCCGCUGUUGCAAAGAAAGUAAAACAUCGAUCGCGUAAUAGUGCUAUGUCACCGAAUCCUUCCAUAGAUCUUCCUUCUGAAUGGUAUACCGAAUGUGUAGACGUGCUACGAGAAGUGAUGUCGGAGCGAACUUCGACUCAUUUUAUCAGUUCUGGUAGUGAGUGGCUUGCGGAUGUAUUUUCGUCAUAUGAUGAUUUGUUAACUGUGAAGGAGAAGGUUAUUACACGAGCAUACAGCAGUCCUUUGGAAGUUGUUAAUGCAGUGAAAACUUUGAUGCAAGCAUGCCGGAAUGCUGUUGAUAAUAAGCGUUCGCCGGUUUUUCGCGACAGCUUAGCGUGUGCUGCAUCAUUUGACAGCAAGAUGGCACCUGUUGUAGCAAAAUGGCAACGUAUGAGGCAGUCAGAAGCACCCUUAACUGCAAAUGAAGGUGAAGGCCACCACUUACGAGAUCGGCCAAAGAAUUCACAUGUCUAUAAUACAAGAAGUCGUCACGAAGAAAAAGAACAUGACGAUCAAAAAAAUGGAGCAUCGACGAGUACAACCACACUUGUUCGUUCGGGACGGACUGGGAGAAUGCCACGCGGGUAUUAUCGAAAUCUGAAUAAUGGAAUAUAUAUUACACAGGAGCAAGAUCCUUCAAAUUUGGGAUCUUGUACAUGGUCUAGUAAUCAGGAUUCUGGUCGUGCACGAAGAAAUACCACAGAAUGUAAUCAUGCGAGAAACCAGCAAGCAAGUGGUAAUAAUGCACAAUCGGAAGAUCAACCAGGGCCAUCUGGACUGCAGAAUAAAAACAGCCUAAUAAAUCUGAGAAGAAGCUCGAGAAAACGAGAGAAACGUUACAACUUUGGUACGGUGACAGUAACGGAUGAAAGUGAUGAAGAUACUGGUAAAGAUGAUGACAUUUUAUGCGAUGGAAGAAGUACGGCUGAAAUAGAAGACGAUGAUUCGUUAAGCGACUGCAGUUGGAAUAUGAGAACAAACAAUGCGAAGAAAAACAAAAACCAUCGAAAACGAACAUGUGGAAGUCAGGAAAAUGUGGAAAUCAGCAAGAAGCGACGUCGACAAACCACAGUGAAAAAAUUUGAGGACGAUGCAAAUUCUACACCAUAUUCCAUUAGUGAGCAAAAUUCAUCGAUGGCAAGAACAUAUGUGACUAGAAAUCGGCAAGGACAUCAGAAUCACGCGGCUGCACAAGCAAAUGGUGACAGUCACCCUCGGAUUCGGUUAAGGCGAUCCGUUCAACGAAAUGUUAAUUAUAAUGAGAAUGAAGUUAGCGAUGACGAUGAUGACGAUGAUGAGGCAUCGAAUAGUAGUGCUAAACGGAAGAAGACUCGUAAGCAUGAUAAGUAGUGUAUUUUGCCAUAUUUUUCACAGUCUGCAAAUUUUCAACACUGUAUUCUAAAUCAUGUUUACAUGAAUUUGUUCAGACGAACCAAAUGUAUCUAUGUUCUCUCCAAAAAUUUGAUGUAUAUAUCGAUAAUCACUUAAACUUGGAUCCG
Messenger RNA from Loa loa (African eye worm), 5223 nucleotides. RefSeq lists its product as hypothetical. Gene Ontology annotation, biological process: regulation of transcription by RNA polymerase II; cytoskeleton organization; regulation of cell shape. The record is from RefSeq and is a predicted model, not a curated record. NCBI's taxonomy places the organism in Eukaryota, Metazoa, Nematoda, Chromadorea, Rhabditida, Onchocercidae. Gene Ontology annotation, molecular function: protein binding. Gene Ontology annotation, cellular component: nucleus. Bases 125 to 5074 code for a protein of 1649 amino acids. The transcript is spliced from 34 exons.